UUACCAGAAGUACUAAUGUUUUAUUUCUUCCUUUCUUUCUUCUUCUUUUGCACCAUAUGAUCAUGCUCUACUUAAUUUUAUGUAACUUCAUCACUUCUCUAGUUCAGCUGCAGGUUUAUGAAGUUAUUGAAACGAGAAAAAUCAUCAGAAUUUGCAAUAUAACACAUUUCUGAGAAACAAACUUAUUUACUCAGCUGCAUGUUUGAAAACACAACAUAUUAAUCAUUAUUUUAAUUGCUAUAUUUUCUAAUUAAUAAAUUUACUCCUUAUCAUUUUGUCAUAGUCACAUUUUCAAGAAUAAUUCAUCCAGUAGGAGGCACUGUUGAGUGAGAUAUUAAUGUACCAUAUAGAAGUCAUCGGCAACAGAUAUAGAAAAUCUCAUAAUGAGAAGUUUUUUUUUUUGUUUUUUUUUUGAGUGGCAGAAACGGGCUUCCAUUAAAAAACAGUGAGUAAAAACUGAAGCGAUGAUUUAUGUUUUUAGUUGAGCACAUAAACAUAGAUUUUUACAUUUCUCAAUGUUUUAACUUGACAUGUUGUUACAUUUAAUUUGAAUUAGAUUAAUAUUUUUAGGAUGUCUCUAAUAUAAAUCUGUAUAGUUUCAGGACUCUACAUUCAUAUUCUCCAGUUUUUAAAAAUGAUCUGUUAAUAAAAUGAUUUUAGUUUCAUCUCAAAUGGGUUUGUCUUCAGUUGCAGAAUGAUGAUGAUUUUUAUUAUGAACUGUGAAAAGACUGGACACUGUUUUGGUUUCUGUCUAAAUCCAGUGAUCAACAACAUCAAAUCCACAAUAAAGUUCCCAAAAUCCCAAACUGCACUUUGCAUCAAAUCUUUAUUUUAUUUUGUAAUUAUAUUCAUUACACACAAGAGGGCAGUAUAGAGCCAGAAUCAAUAAUUGUUAUCAGGUUUUAAAUAGUCAGACAGAAACUUGUUCUGUUUUGCUCCAGUUUGUAACCACAGAGAUGCUUUUACUGAUGUAAACAGUUUCAAAUGUUCUGGUUUGACACUUGGGUCCCUCUUACCUUCAUUAAAUGGGCCAGAAGUUGAGUUGAAUUCACCUUCUGGUUCUAUCAGGUUCUGUUCACAACAAAGCUGUUAUCAGUGUGCGAUGUGUCCACUUCUCUUUCUGUGGCUCUUCUAGUCUCUCUGUAUCUAUGUUAUAAUCUGCUGUUGACGCUUUAAGCUCAGCUUCAGCCUGAGAACUUCCUGUUUGUCGCCGUCCAGUGACGAGAUCCUGUUGACCAGAAGUUGCUUAUUGUCUUGGUCACAUGACAGAAUGUGAACGGCAUGAUGACUAUUAAAAAACCAACUAUGAUGAAAGCAGGAAAUGCAUUAGUUGACUCACGGACUGAACAGUUGGUGUGAAUUUUGGACUUAAGCUCAAAGUUGGAGAACAACAAGUUGUGAAAAAAUCUCCUGAAACAUUGAAAAGCUGGAUACAUGCAUACAAAAAUUUAGAAAAGGUCACACUAAAGUUACCUAUAGAGGUCAUAGUUCACCGUAGUUACUCUUGAUAUUUUACUCGCUGAAUAUCGCAUUUUGUAAAUGAACAAAGCAGCUGCUAACAGAGCAAUCAAUAACAGUAAAGGUUAUUUCUAUGCAAAAACUAGUUAUUAGUAUAACGUAGCAAGAAGUAUAACAAGAAUACUAAUUAACUGGAUGUAAAGUGACUCUUUUCUAAGCUAAAAUAAACAUGAGUUUCUCGUUGUUUUAACACAUUCUUUUUCUUUUUUGAAAACCAGCAGAGCUAUGCAGUGAACCACUUUCUCACCAAAUGACUUCCCCCUUCAUGUGAAUGUCUGAGUUAAAAGUAGAAACAAGUUGUGCUAAAAUUUCACCUUAAACUUUCUGCUUUACUUGCUGCUAUUGUAACUUUUACAUGAAUUUGAUUUCAAUGCUGAGUCUACAAAGACUGACUGUUAAACUUUUCUCUUAAAGACCUUCUAAACAUUCAGUUUAGUUCACUUCCGCUUUAUGACGGUGAGAAACGCCUGUCUCUGAUGCGCUUUGUGGUUGAACACAAUGUUCACAAAAAGGCAUUAAGAUGCAUUUUAGCCUGUUUAGAUCUUAGCAAAGUAAAAUAUGAAUGUGAGAGUUAAAAUGUCUAAUUUUAGCUCAGACAUUCAUCUGAGAACUGAAGAGGGAAGUGCUUUGAUGAGAAUGUGGGCAGCAGCAGAGAGCUGCUGGUUUUCACAGCAACAAGUUUAGUUUAUUGUUAAAUGCCAUGAAUCGAGGGAAAGUAUUUAUUGCGAUGUUGAAUCCUGCUGGCUGAAUGUGGCUGUGGCUUAAAAGUGCUUUGAGUUGUUGGUAGAACCUGAAAUGUGUGGAUAUGUGACUGAUGUUCGAUGGCUUAUAAAGAUGCAGUUAAAUAUGAGGCAACAAUUUGAGUAGUGUGUGUAAUAAUCCAGUUCAUCUGUUACAAAUGAUGAUUUUCAUAUUAAGUAUCAUCACAAUGAGAGUGAAAGUCUUAAAGACUCUUAACCCAACAUACUGACCAACCUGUUGCGCUCAGGUUUAAGAAAAAAAAGUGAUCUGGUUUCUGAAUGUAUUUUGUCUUUUGAGAUGCAAAACGGAAAAAGUUUCGCAUGGGAAACUUUUAAAAGCUCUGAAGGUUUUACCACAAUGAUGAUGCAAUAAAUGACCAAGUUACAUACUACUUAUUUCCUAACAUAAUGAGUAUGUGAGAAAGUAACACCUCUUUUAUCACGGAAGUACAGACGACCUUCAAUAGUUGCCAGUGUCGGUUUAGUUCAUUAGAACAAGAAAGACGGAAGCAUCAAGGAGCAAUGGCUGAACUAAAAUGGAUUAAAGUUCAUUUAUUUCUGUUCCUGGGGCUUCAGUUUACUGGUAAGAACAUAAAGAAAUAUUUAAAUGGCUCAGAAAAUAUAGCUGCUCAUAAUCAUAACAAGGAAACGUUUUAUUUAUAAUGCUACCACAAGUCAGUCAUUUUCUGUCAUUGAACAUCUGAAAUAUGUCUGCAAGCUUCCAGUUAAAUUGAAUGAUCUUGAAAUGUUCAAGUUUCUGUAUUUAUGUCUUUUUUACUGUCUGUUUUUGUCAACAGUGUGCACAAUAACUGGAUCAUCUGUUUUCAUAAGAUCUGGGGAUGAUAUGGUUUUGUCUUGCCAACAUGUGAUAAGUGGUCAGAUAAACUGUAAUGGUACCACAUGGUUCUAUAGUUACACCAGCGGCUCAGUAGAACUGGUUGAACUGGGACAGGUUAAAAAUGUUCAGAGUAAAUCUAACAGACUGAGUGUUGCAGCAAACUGUUCUCUGGUGAUGAGGAACAUCACAGUGAAGGAUGCUGGUUAUUAUGAAUGCCAACAAUAUAAAUCUGAAGCUGAACCCAGUAAACACAUUCUGGUUCAUCAUUCUGGAGUUUCUCUGUCUGUUGUUCACAUGAGUGAGCAGAAGGUUACAGAUGUGGUGACAUUAACCUGCUCUGUGGAGACACGCGGUCAGUGUGGAUACAGAGUGAAAUGGCUGACUGACUGUUCUACUGGGAAUAUCGCUUUGAUCAACUGUACAACACAACACUCUGGCUGCUCUGCUGCAGUUUGUUUUAUAGAGGAUUCCUACACACAGAGGUGUGAGUUCCAGUGUGAAGUCACAAACGGUGAAACCAAACAGAUCUUCAACUUCAACCAUCAGUUCACUGAAGAUAAAUCAGGUGGAACCACAUGCAUCCCAACAAGUAUAGUUGAAGAUACCACAAAACUAAUUACAGCCACAAUACAUCCAACCAUUUCAACGUUUAAUAAAGACAAAGGAGCUCCUUACAUUGCUGUUGCUGUGGUUUUAGUCACAAUCUUGAUAUUUGCUGGGAUUGUCAUCAGGUGGAGAACUAAACAAAACCAAAGACAGGUGCACGACUGUCCUAAUCUGAAUCUAAAUGCUCCAGUGCCUCCUACCCUCCUGGAAAACAGCCAUGGCAACCAGGUUGAUCCAGAAGAUAGUGUCUGCUACGCCACCAUCAGUAAAGCCCAAGUAAGGUUUAAUAUUGUUGGUGAAAGAGACAACGUGAUCUACAGCACUGUGUCGGCUGCUGGCCCGUCUGCUGCAGCACCAUCUGACCCCAACAACCUGUACGCCACCAUCACCGCCCCAGGAACAUAGUUUUAUAAUGAGACUUUAAUAAUACUUUUGUGUUAAAUUAGUAACAUGUAAGUUCCAGAUGUUGGUGGUUCUGAGUGACUCUUGUAUCUUGCUUUGUUUUAAAAUGCAUUGGAUAAUUUUGUCUGACAUUUGUUUUUAUCAGUUUCCUGUAUUUUAUCAGCUGCAUCAAUAAAAUAGUUUGUUGUCGUUA
Xiphophorus maculatus (southern platyfish) is the source of this 4297-nucleotide messenger RNA. RefSeq lists its product as uncharacterized. The coding region runs from base 3004 to 4107 and encodes 367 amino acids. The record is from RefSeq and is a predicted model, not a curated record. Gene Ontology annotation, biological process: T cell activation; positive regulation of ERK1 and ERK2 cascade; interleukin-15-mediated signaling pathway. Gene Ontology annotation, cellular component: membrane raft; external side of plasma membrane. NCBI's taxonomy places the organism in Eukaryota, Metazoa, Chordata, Actinopteri, Cyprinodontiformes, Poeciliidae. The transcript is spliced from 8 exons. Gene Ontology annotation, molecular function: protein tyrosine kinase binding; MHC class II protein binding.